Molecule: messenger RNA, 418 nt
Organism: Monomorium pharaonis (pharaoh ant)
Lineage: Eukaryota; Metazoa; Arthropoda; Insecta; Hymenoptera; Formicidae
Gene: RpL29
Product: 60S ribosomal protein L29-1
Exons: 4
Coding region: 126-347 (73 amino acids)
Biological process (GO): cytoplasmic translation
Cellular component (GO): ribosome; cytosolic large ribosomal subunit
Molecular function (GO): structural constituent of ribosome
Source: RefSeq, a predicted model, not a curated record
GCACAUUUUGUGCACAUAGAGGCGCUGGUGGUUCAUGCAUAUGGCAUAUGCGGGCAUAUGGUUUGCCUUCGUUUCUUCUCGCUUCCAUUUCCGAAAGCUUGUAUAGGAACAAAUAAGCCUAGAGGAUGGCCAAGUCCAAGAACCAUACAAAUCAUAAUCAGAAUAGAAAAGCGCAUCGAAAUGGUAUUAAAAAGCCCAAGAGAUACAGGCAUGAAAGCACACUCGGCAUGGAUCUAAAAUUCUUGAGAAACCAGCGUUUUGCGAAGAAACAUAACUUGAAACCGAAGGCUCAGUUGAAGAGGGCAGAGCAACGGAAGGCUCUUCGUGAAGCUAAAAAUAAGAAAUAAAUCAACUUAGACCAAUGACUCUAUCAAAAUAAAGUGAAAAAAAAAAAAAAAAAAAAAAAAAAAAAAAAAAA